AGAAAUCAAUCUGACGGAGCGUUUCCAUUGGUUACAGCCUCCUGGUACCCAGGAAAGAGGAUGUAGCAUCUCCUGCAGUAGCAUAGCAAACAGGGCAUAUGAGAGGAAAGGGCGGCUGUUGUGCGGUAAAUAUGGGACGAAGAAUGGCCUUAUGAACGAGGAGGUGAUGAUUCACCGCCAGGUGAUACUGACCCAGAACUUGUACCAGAGCAGGUUUCUCGGGCUUGCAGCUAUGGCCUCUCCAUCUCGUGCAUCUCAGGGCAGGAGGCGAUGUAAGGACCCGAUCCGUCACAGUUUUAACCCUGAGCAGUUCCCUAAUGUGGACUUCCAGAACGGCGUGGCGGAGGAUCUGGCGGCGGCCGUGCUGCGCUCUACCAGCGACACUGACCUGCUGACAUCCCACUGCCGCUCCACCCUCACCGUUAGCACCUCCAGCUACACCAUCGGUCAGACGCAGGACAUCACCCUCAGCUGGGACAUCAAGGAGGAGGUGGACGCCGGAGACUGGAUUGGCAUGUACCUCAUUGAUGAGGUUCUGUCAGAGAAUUUCCUGGACUACAAAAACCGGGGUGUGAACGGCUCGCACAAAGGGCAGAUUAUCUGGAAGAUUGAGGCCAGCUCCUAUUUUGUGGAACCGGAGACUAAGAUCUGUUUUAAAUAUUAUCAUGGAGUUAGUGGAGCGCUUCGGGCCACAACACCAUGCGUGACUGUGAAGAACCCCUCUGCACCGGUGUUUAAGCCGGUGGCCACAGACGAUGUUCCUCAGAGUCAGGGAAGAAGGAGACUCAUCAGCUUCUCUCUGUCAGAUUUCCAGGCCACCGGACUGAAAAAAGGCAUGUUUUUUAACCCCGACCCCUACCUAAAGAUCGCUAUCCACCCUGGCAAACACAGCAUCUUCCCAGCGCUGCCUCACCAUGGCCAGGAGAAGAGAUCCGGCAUCGUCUGCAAUACCAUUAAUCCUGUUUGGCAGAGGGAGCGCUUUAAUUUUGUGUCUCUGCCUACGGAUGUGUUGGAGAUUGAGGUGAAGGACAAGUUCGCCAAAAGCCGUCCCAUCAUAAAGCGUUUCUUGGGCAAGCUGUCCAUGCCAGUGCAAAGACUACUGGAGAAGCAUGCUAUCGGUGAUCGAGUGGUCAGCUAUACUCUGGGUCGAAGACUUCCAACAGAGCAUGUCAGCGGGCAGCUGCAGUUCAGGUUCGAGAUCACCUCCUCCAUUCAUCCAGAUGAUGAAGACAUGUCUCUCAGCACAGAGCAGCCGGUGGCAGCAGCAGAAGCUCAAGCUCAGCCUCAAGCUGAAGACACCAUGAGUUUAGAUCUCGGAGCCCCGGAGCUGCCCUUAGAUGGAGAUACGGCUUCAGUCGAGAUGCCCAUGGAUGUUGAAUCUGGUCAGAGUUGUGCAGCUGAAGCAGAUGUCAUAGAGGAAGAGUGUUUAGAGGAAGAACAGCAGGAAGGAGAAGCAGCAGCAGCAGCAGCAGCAAUGGAGCAAAGUGAAACCAAUGCAGAAGAAACAACACAAGUCUUGGAUCCCAUCAAUGGCGCUGAAGAAGAAGAAGCAGAGAAUAAUUGCGCCUUUGCAGAAGAGUCUUCAGAUGCUCGCGCAGGAGAGGAAGAUGAAGCGAUUUCAGAUCCGCAGCCAGCUUCAGAAGAGCCGGAUGCGGAUUUAGAGGAAGACUGUUCACUGAGGAUCCGAACCACUCCAAGAAGGAAACCCCGUCCCUGCUCUUUACCUGUCUCUGAGCUUGAGACGGUCAUUGCUUCAGCCUGUGGGGAACCUGAAACGCCACGCUCUCAUUACAUCCGAAUACACCACCUGCUCCACAGCCUGCCGGCCACUCAACCGCAGACAGGAGACUCCGCCGGGCCUGAACCAGACCGACCAAUGGGUGUAGAGGAGGAAGAUGAAGAGGAAGAAGAAGAAGGUGUAACUCUUGAAGAUCAUGCUUUAACACCCAAUGGCCCUCGCAGGACUCUUCCUCGCAGCCGCUCUCACGAACGCCUCUCUGACCUCAUUCAGAUGCUGGAUGGAGAUGGACAUCCGCUUGGGGCUGAGGGGCAAACCGGAAAUCAGAGGUCACCUGAUUUGAGCCCAGUGGCGUGCUGCAGUCACAUGUCCCCGAGAGCUUCUGGUCCCAUUCGGGCACAAUCCCUAGACAGUGCGCGGAGGUCAGAGAGUACGGUGUUCUCCUCGCAGGAUGACGAGGACGAGAUGGAGCAGCCAAAUGGCAUUCUGGGAUCAGAGACGGAAACAGAGCAGGGCGCUCAAUGUCGGGAGCCAGGCGACGGGAGCUGUCAGUGGGAGGAGGCACCGGACAGUCACGUUCAGAGCCCUCAUGGCAUUGUGGGUAAUGGAGAAGUGGCCGGACCGAGCGGCAGACGAGAAUGUCCUUUGCCUUGUAACCACCCUGCAGUGAGUCAGCUGCCUGCCCUGCGGCCCGAUCCACACCACUAUCCCACCAUUGAUGAGCCGCUGCCGCCCAACUGGGAGGCCCGGAUCGACAGUCACGGUCGUGUGUUUUAUGUGGAUCACAUUAACCGGACCACCACUUGGCAAAGACCCACAUCUGCAGCCACGCCGGACGGCCUACGCAGGUCUGGAUCCGUCCAACAGAUGGAGCAGCUCAACAGGAGGUAUCAGACAAUCCAGAGGACGAUGGCCACCGAGAGGAGAGAAGAGGAAUCAGGAAGCCCCCGUAAUGACAGAACAGCCAAUACUGAGACAGACUCACCUCUGCAAACAAACGAGUUGAGGAGAGACACCUCAUGUUCUCCAGGCCACUGUCAGAAGAUUACGUUACUGUUACAGAGUCCAGCGGUCAAAUUCAUCACUCACCCAGAGUUCUUCACUGUUCUCCACGCUAAUUAUGGUGCAUAUCGAAUGUUCACCAACAGCUCGUGUCUGAAACACAUGGUCCUGAAAAUUCGACGAGAUGCUCGAAAUUUUGAGCGCUACCAGCACAAUCGUGACCUGGUGACGUUUCUGAACAGGUUUGCAGACGCUCAGCUGGAGCUGCCGCGCGGCUGGGAGAUCAAAACUGACCCGCAGGGGAAGUCAUUUUUUGUAGACCACAACAGUCGUGCCACAACCUUCAUCGAUCCCAGAAUCCCCUUGCAAAACGGCAGAUUACCAAACCACCUGACGCACCGCCAGCACCUGCAGAGAUUACGCAGCUACAGCGCAGGAGAGGCAUCUGAGGUGUCGCGCACCCGAGGGGUGUCUUUGUUAGCCAGGCCUGGAAACAGCCUGGUAGCAGCCAUACGAAACCAAAGCCAGCAGGAGCCUGUGCCAUUAGCGUACAAUGAUAAAAUUGUAGCAUUUUUACGGCAACCAAACAUCUUCGAGGUGCUACAGGAGCGUCAGCCCAGCUUUGCCAGGAAUCACUCACUCAAGGAUAAAGUGCAUCACAUCCGAACCGAAGGCACACAGAGACUGGAGAAGCUGUCAUGUGAUGCUGACCUGGUCAUGCUGUUAAGUUUGUUUGAGGAGGACAUCAUGUCUUACGUUCCUCUCGCAUCAUUUCACCCCGGGUUCAACUUUUCACCUCGCUGCUCUCCUGGUUCUUCUCCCCAGAACUCUCCAGGCUUUCUGGAGCGAACUCCUCUCGUUCCAGCCUGCUGUCUGUCUGGUGAGAGCUCUCCAGGGACCCAGAGGGCUCGGGCUCCAGCGCCGUACAGAAGAGACUUUGAGGCCAAAUUGCGCAACUUCUACAGGAAGCUUGAGGCAAAGGGCUACGGGCAAGGGCCUGGGAAGAUAAAAUUGAUCGUCAGAAGAGAUCAUCUUUUAGAAGGAACGUUUAACCAGGUCAUGGCCUACUCACGUAAAGAGCUGCAGAGAAACAAGCUGUACAUUACCUUUGUGGGAGAGGAAGGUCUGGACUACAGUGGCCCAUCGCGAGAGUUCUUCUUCCUGCUGUCUCAGGAGCUGUUUAACCCUUACUAUGGCCUGUUUGAAUACUCCGCCAACGACACAUACACAGUCCAGAUCAGCCCCAUGUCUGCUUUUGUGGAGAACCACUUGGAAUGGUUCCGCUUCAGUGGUCGAAUUCUCGGCCUGGCUUUGAUUCAUCAGUAUUUGUUGGACGCUUUCUUCACUCGGCCAUUUUAUAAAGCUCUUCUCAGACUACCCACUGAUCUCAGCGAUCUGGAGUAUCUGGAUGAGGAGUUUCACCAGAGCUUGCAGUGGAUGAAGGAAAAUGACAUCACUGAUGUGCUGGACCUCACCUUCACUGUCAAUGAGGAAGUGUUCGGACAGGUGACAGAGCGGGAGCUGAAGUCUGGCGGGACGAAUGUGCAGGUGACGGAGAAAAAUAAGAAGGAGUACAUUGAGCGGAUGGUGAAGUGGAGGGUGGAGCGAGGCGUUGUCCAGCAGACACAGGCUCUGGUGCGAGGAUUUUAUGAGGUGGUGGACUCUCGUCUGGUGUCUGUGUUUGAUGCCAGAGAGCUGGAGCUGGUCAUCGCAGGAACAGCAGAGAUCGAUUUGAACGACUGGAGAAACAACACAGAGUACAGAGGAGGUUAUCAUGACGGGCACAUUGUGAUCCGCUGGUUCUGGGGAGCAGUGGAGCGCUUCAAUAAUGAGCAGCGGCUGCGUCUGCUGCAGUUUGUGACGGGCACCUCCAGCGUGCCGUAUGAGGGCUUUACCGCCCUACGUGGCAGCAAUGGACUGAGACGCUUCUGCAUUGAGAAAUGGGGAAAGAUCACAUCACUCCCAAGGGCGCACACAUGCUUUAACCGUCUGGAUCUUCCACCAUAUCCAUCCUACACGAUGUUAUACGAGAAACUCCUGAUCGCUGUGGAAGAGACCAGCACUUUUGGCCUUGAGUGAGGGCUUCACAUGAAACACCGUCCUCUGGGAGAGCUCCACUUGUACACUGUAUGUAUUUCUCUACUAGCGUGGAUCGUUUCUUUGGUUUGUUCAGGACACCACUGCAUGCUUCUGUCGCCUGCGCAGGUGGACGGUGAGUAACGGGUACACAAUAGUGAUCAAAAAAAAGAGAAGCCUUCAACCUGCUUUAACACUCAGGGCCUCGACCUCCGCUGGAGUCGCUCUCAGUUCACACACACCAUCAUCAUUUCAACGCAAAACCGCCACGGCCGGCGUCCUUCACAUUUUCACAUCGAUGAGAAUUGUAAAAUGAAAAACCAAAUACGCUCACAGAAAAUAUUGAACGAAGGUGCCGUGAUUACUGUACAUGUGUGCACUAGUGCUGAGUUCACAUAAUCUCACCCCACACCACAUCAUCACAGGAAGUGACGUCAUUUUGCAGGAGUCAAAGAAGUGGGAUUAUGGAUGUCCAAACCUUGCUUUGAUAGUUUUGGGUUAUUAUUAUUAUUAUAGUUAUAAUAAUGGGAUGUAUUCAAAGCAUCAGUAAUGUACAUUGAAAGAUGGAUGUUCAAGGCUUCAUGCCGUUUCAUGUUUCGUCUGUAAUGAAAUUCAAACUAAUUUUGCCGAAAAAGAACUUUGUGUGACGUAUACCACGGUCUUAAGGAUGUAAGAUAUGUUCUUUAAUGUACUUUAAUGCUAAUCAACGGAACAAAUUCGAUCAGAAUAUAUUUAAUGUUUAUAGGGAUUCACAAAGCUGGUUCUGAAAGUACAGUUUUACAUUCAUUUUUUCCAUAGGAAAGUCUUUGUUAGUACAUUUUGAGCCAUCUACGAGGAGAAUCGCAACAUAAAACUUCAUUUGAAGCAAGAUUUAAAACAAAAUAUGUGAAAGUUUGACAAAAAAAAAAAACAGAAGUACAAGACUCUGUUCUUAAUGGCUUUAAUGAAGGAAAGAACUACAACCCCAUGAAGCACUGCAAAAAAUCAAAAUCAACAGAAAAGACAGAAAUAUAAAAAUAUUUAUUUAAUUGUUGGUUGGAUCUAAUAUAUUUCAGGUUUAUAGCAAAAUAUAAAUACGUAUGCAGUAAGCAUUUUGAAGGGAGCAUUUUUAAAGACCAGUUUUGCUGCACCUUUCUGAUUGGUGGAAAUUCUGUACUGCAUUAUGGUUAAUGUAGUUUUUCUCCACAAAUACUAUUACUAAGCAGUUUUUUUAAAUAGAUUAUUAUGUAUGUAAUUAAUGUAAACUGUUGUGUUUAGAAAAAGCAUAUACAAAUAUUUAACAACCUCAGAGAUUAAAAGAGAUCCGACUUUAAAAGUUUCUUUACAGUAAGUUCUUGUGGAGAAAAUAAAUGGAGUUUUUAACUUUCAGAACUUGACAGUUGCUCCCUAUUAAACAACUAUGGAACAUCAGUGAUUGGUUGAUUUUGAACCAAUGAGACUGCACUGUGGAUGGAGCCUCCCAGCAAUGAGUUGAAAAUGUAAACGUCUUAAGACACUGUGUAAAGUUGAAUUCAUUGUGACGACGAUUUUAAGCGAUUUGAAUGAACAAAUAAUGGCGCGAUGUGGGUGUGUACUUUAUGCAAAUAAGUAAUGCAGUGCACAGCCAAUGGAAAUUAAUAUUGUUCAUUGAGAUUAUUUAUGCACUGCUGCAUAAUUUUUUUUUAGCGUGCCAAUUUCUAGAGUCUGAAAUAUAUCCGCUUGUUAACGCCCCAUUCACAUUGUGUGUCAGCAUCAAUGCUUCCCAUUCAAUUUGAAUGGGUGACGUCAGGCAUUGCCGUGCUGCAUUGUGGAUCCAUUGGCGCCGCUUCAGUGGCAGUGCUCGCUGCAGAAGUUGGGAGUUUUUUAACUUUUCAAGCGCGGAUGGAAGCGUCAGCCAAUCAGAACACUGUAUGCAAAUACACCAGCUCAGACAGUAGCAGAUUGCUGACUAAUUUCAUUGGCUGACGCUGCUUUGACGAUCGCGUCAGCCCCAACUUCAGACACGCCCUCUUUCAAGUGUUGACGCUAAAGUCCCGUGUGAAUCAGACUCAACAAAUAGUAAUAAUAAACAUUUACAUAGCGAUUUAAUAGUUUCGAAAAUCACAAUCUCAAUAUAUAUAUCCAUGCCUAAUAUCCAAUGGCCAGAAAGGGAUAAACUUUUUAUAAAUUGUUCAAAUAUUGAUGUCUGUGAUGCAGCACGUCUAGAGACUGUUGUGCACACCAUUUCAUAUAAAAUUCACAUUAAUGUGUGGUAGGACUAAAAAGUGGCCAUAAACGAAUAUUUUCUCCGUUCAACCGAGUAGCAGCUUGGACCUACUGUAAAAACUGUAUACGUCAAGACUUAAAACAAAACUGCAUUUGCUUUUUCAGAAAAACAUAUUCGUUUGUUAUUUAUUUAUUUCCGUUUUUAAGCCCAGAAUUUUUAUAACCGUCUGCAUUCCCCUUGGCAGCUGCUGCAUCAUAUUUGCUGCUCAUUUGCAUAAACGUUGUUGUCGCAUCACUAGCUUUCACUGAUGCCACGCUACGCUCUCCCAAUGUUUAUAAAAAUGUGCUUUUAUUUUUUCUCUUACUUAUAUGUCUUUUUAUGAGUACAAUUAUUAAAAGGACUGUAAGAAAUGACCAAAUAGGAUUUGUGCACCAAACGUUGCGACCUUUAGAGUUUCAGCUGUUUGUGUGUUUAAAGGUGAAGAGCAGUCAGAUCUUCUCAAAGUGAUUUAUUUAUUCAAAAGAGGAAGUUUAAUGUCAGAGUGGUUUAAUGGUGUGGGCUGGGUUAUUGACGACUAUAUUCCUGUGCUGAAGUUUUUAUCAUUGUUCAUGUUUACAUUUUUAAAAUGAUGUGAAUGUUUAUUAUACAUGAAUCGUCAUAAUUGUCUUAACAUGAUGCCUUCAAAGGGGCAUGUGUUUCUGUGUCUAAUCCACACCUCGUCCAUCACUCUUAGUUUUAUCUCCAAAUAUUUUCCUAAAGGGAUUGUUCACACACACACAAAAAAAUGUUAUGGAAGGUGAUUGGCCAAAAGUCUUUAAACAAAAUGCAUUCAAUUUGAUCUUGUCCAAUAAGUGUGUUAAAUUUGAACAAUGUUUUCAUACACCGUCUGACCAUUUUGAUAGUAGACAUUUUUAUGUAAAGGGAUAUAACAUAUAAAGUGCAUACGUAUGUGCCAGUAUACCGUUACAAUAUCCUUCAUGAAUAAACUUGUCAUUUGAUAUUUGUAUAUGUAUAUCCUAAUGUUCCAUCGAUGCACAUAAUCAAAUUUUAUCUGUUACAGAAGAUUUAAUGGCUGUUACGCUUGAUAUGUCGACUUUCAAUUAGUUUAAAGACGUUUUGGCACCAUUCACCCUCCAUAUUGUCUGAAACGUAAACCUAAAAUAAAUAAAUAAUCGCAGCAUUAAAACGAACCACACCUCCACUCUGCUUAAGAUAUUAGGAAUGUAGAAAAAGUGCAUUUGUAUUAUUUAUCCCAAUGAAGAAAUUAUAAAAUGUCUGUAUAUCAAACGUGUACAUAUUUGCUUGAACGGUCUAUGUAAAACACAGAUUUUAAAAUGUGAUGAAUCAAUUCAACAGCUCAUCUUUUUUUAAGAAACACAUCUUCAUACUUACUAUUUGCGUAAUGUUGGGUUUCUCAAGUGUAUAUUACUAUGCAUAUUUGGUUGGAGUUAUAGGAAAUGCUUCUCUUUGACGGAUGUUUGUGAAGCUUGUUUCUUCAUUUGUGGAGGCACUCGCAGCUGGCGGGAAAUGUGUGAGAGAAAUGAGGAGAAGGUUCUGGAUCAGUCAGCAAUGCCUCACUGCCUCCCUAUGGAAACAAAAACAAAAAACAGAAAUAUUUGGCUCCUGCUUCCACCUCGGACACAACCCCUUGGCCUGCUUAUGUCUUUUUACACUUUAAUCUAUAUGUAUGGAAGAAGAGAAGACGAGCGCAAAUGUACAAAUGUUUUGAAUCGUGUCUGAGGUAACUUAUAGCGCCUCUCUCAGGCUGAGCUCUGUAACUACAACAUAAUAAACACUUAACGAAUGUCAAUAAACAAUCACUUUCUAUUGCA
Molecule: messenger RNA, 8833 nt
Organism: Danio rerio (zebrafish)
Lineage: Eukaryota; Metazoa; Chordata; Actinopteri; Cypriniformes; Danionidae
Source: RefSeq, a predicted model, not a curated record